UCCGCUUCAUGCAUAGUUGUGACGGAUGACAGCUGAUUGAGUGUGGUGAGAUCGAGUUAAGAAGUGCAAAGUGUAGUGUUACGCAGUGGUUUUCACUAUUUUCUUUUUAAAUGAAAAUUAUUGACUAAACAACGAACUAUAUAAGUGUCGUAUCUACUACAAUUACACUUCAAGCCGCAACUUAAACUUGCUAAAAGUGUACCUUUGUGUGAUUAUAAGGAAAAAAGUUGAUAUUUUCGCAAUAAAAAAAAUUCUAUGGUGUGUGCAAAUAAAAAUAUUAGUUGUGUCGAGUAAUGUGAGGUGGUGACGUCACAAGAUGGCGGUCGGGGAGGCGCGCGUCCCUCUGCUGCAUGGAGACAGGCAGGCACCAGCUCAUACACACCAUGAGCCAGCAGUCCACAAGGCUCCCCUGGACCACUCGGGCCUGGGACGGGGCACCACAGUGGUCACAUCACUCAUUGCUGGCGCCACCGCCGGCGCCAUCGCGAAGACUGCCAUAGCUCCACUGGAUCGCACCAAGAUCAACUUUCAGAUAUCGCAGACCCCCUAUUCCUGGAGAGCGGCAAUAAAUUUCCUCCUCAAGAGUGCCCGCACGGAGGGUUUUCUAGCACUAUGGAGGGGUAACAGCGCCACUAUGGCGCGGAUUGUGCCAUACGCCGCUAUACAGUUCACAGCCCAUGAGCAGUGGAAGAAAGCGCUUGGAGUAGACACGCCACAGAGUGCCAAAGCGCACCCAGUCCUUCACCUAAUAGCGGGUUCCCUGGCCGGAGUGACGUCACAGUCAGCCACGUAUCCCCUGGACAUGGCACGAGCUCGCAUGGCAGUCACUAACGUGGCAGAGUACAGCACUCUGAGGACUGUCUUCGUGAGGGUGGCCCAUGAUGAGGGACUCAGGACCCUCUACAGAGGCUACUCGGCGACUGUGCUCGGCGUGAUCCCGUACGCCGGCGUCUCCUUCUUCACUUACGACACGCUCAAACAUAAGUACUUAGAAUAUUUCGGUAAGCCGCAAGGUGCGUUAGUGAACGUAGCGUUAGGUGGAUGUGCGGGCGCCAUAGCUCAAACGGCGUCCUACCCGCUGGACAUCGUCCGGCGCCGGAUGCAGACGGCACGGCGACGGAAGGACGGCACCUACCCGUACCGGAGCAUCGGAGAAACAUUGGUCCUUGUUUACAAUUCGGAAGGCUGGCGUGGUUUCUUCAAAGGGCUCAGCAUGAACUGGGUUAAAGGUCCAAUCGCUGUUGGCAUAUCCUUCGCGACUUACGACGCAAUUAAGAAUACACUUCGAGAUGUCGCCGUACAUUUCAAUAGCUAGCCUAGGAGUGACCUUGGGUUAUGGUGGAGCGACCUUGGUAGCUGAGAGGAGUGACCUUGGGUUAUAGUGGAGCGACCUUGGUAGCUGAGUGGAGUGACCUUGGGAUCAUGAAUGGUGUGCAAAGAGAACACGGUAGUUUCCAACCAGUCAAAUUCAAUACUUUUAUCCAAACGUCAAAAACGAUACUUUUCUAUGAAAUUUGUAUGAAAAACUGAGCUAUGACGUCAUCACAUUUUUGCGUCAAAUAGCUUACUUAUUUC
Spodoptera exigua (beet armyworm) is the source of this 1575-nucleotide messenger RNA. The record is from the annotation of a GenBank genome assembly. NCBI's taxonomy places the organism in Eukaryota, Metazoa, Arthropoda, Insecta, Lepidoptera, Noctuidae.